Molecule: messenger RNA, 376 nt
Organism: Paramuricea clavata
Lineage: Eukaryota; Metazoa; Cnidaria; Anthozoa; Malacalcyonacea; Plexauridae
Source: the annotation of a GenBank genome assembly
GUGAGAGCAUUACGAGAAAUCGUGGACAUUAUCCUGCAAUUUUUUGGCAUUAUCUAUACGCAUGGGUGAAAUUGGGUAAUCCAGGAGCACAGGUUGGUGGAGGAGCGGGUCUGUUUGGCGGUUUAGCUGUAGCCUUUUGCUUCGCAUUAUCGCCCGUCGCGGCGAUUGCUGCUGGUGUUGCGGGUCUAAUCGCCGGAAACCUCUUUGGAGGCGGAGUCUAUCAGUGGUAUCAACAGCAGCACGAGAUAGAUCGUCAAAAUCAGAGAGUUCGUGAGUACCAAGAAUUUAUGCGGCAACAAUUUGGGCAAGCUGUGCCCCGUGCCCCAUUGUACCACGUGCCAGCCAAUGCUAUGGGUGAGCUCGUGUUGGAUGUGCG